AUGUCAGCAACCAUCAAUGCCGGGCUAUACGCCCUAGAGAUCCCACCUGAUGGAAUGUUGGUUCCCGCAGUACCUCAGGGUAUUCCUGCAGGCAUCCGCAUCACCAUGGCUGCCAUUGAUCCCACAGCACCAGCAGCUGAUAAUGCUACUGAUAUCCCUACUGUGCAGCAAAUGGCCACCCUCAAGCUCGUCCGUGUAUUGUACGACGGCGAUGAUGAUUCCGAGGACUCAGACUUCGAGGACAUCUCCGACGAGGACUCGGACGAGGAAAUGGAGGACGUCAACGGCGCUGGCCCAAGCGAUCCCAAGAAGGCCAAACUCUCCAAGAAGCAGGCUCUGCUAGCUCUCGCAGCCGAGGAUGCUGAAGAUUCCGACGAUGAUGACUCUGACGACUCUGGCGACGAGGCUGAAGCCAAGGCCGUCCUUGCAAAGCUGCAGAAGUCUCUCAAGGGCAAAGGCAAAGCCACAGAAGGUGAAGAUGAGGACUCCGACGAGGAUUCAGACGAAGGCAUCGCAGAAUCUGAGCAUGUUAUCUGCACUCUCGUGGGCCCCACCGCUAUUCCCCAACAGCCACUCGACCUUACCAUCGGCGAGGGCGAGAAUGUUUACUUCCGCGUUGUUGGCACUCACACUGUCAGCUUGACCGGCACCUAUAUCAUCGACGCCGACCCAGAGAUCGACAGCGAUGAGGAGGACGAAGAGCUCGACAGCGACGAAGAACUCGACCUCAUGGACGGUCUCGAAGAUCUCGCCGGCGAUAGCGAAGCCGACUCCGAGCUCGACGCUCUCGACGACCUCGCAGACCCCCGCAUCACCGAAGUCGUCGAGGAAGAGAUCAAGGUCGAACCCACCAAGAAGAUUAAGGCUGAGAAAGGCAAGAACAAGCGUCCCGCAGAGGAGUCUGCCGACGAGGACUCGACUCUUGAUGCGAUUAUGGCCAAGUCCAUCAAGCCUGAGACUACCACCGAAGCCGAGCCCACCACCAACGGCGAGACCAAGAAGCUCAGCAAGGCCGAGAAGAAAAAGCUGAAGAAGCUCAAGAAUAAUGACGGCGCUGCAGCUGAUGCUCCCGUCGCAGCCGUUAAUGCCUCAGCAGAAGCUAAGCCUACCACCAACGGUGACACCAAGAAAGUCCAGUUCGCCAAGAACCUCGAGCAAGGCCCGACACCAUCUGCAGCCGCCGCCAAGCCCGCCGAAACCAAGCCCGCUGCGAACACCACAACUACCCCUUCAGUCCGCACCGUCCAGGGUAUCACAAUCGACGACCGCAAAGUCGGCACCGGCCCCCUCGCAAAGAAAGGCUCCCACCUCAGCAUGCGCUACAUCGGCAAGCUCGAAUCCAACGGCAAAGUCUUCGACUCCAACAAGACCGGCAAGCCCUUCUCCUUCACUCUCGGCAAGGGCGAGGUCAUCAAAGGCUGGGAUCUGGGGCUAGAAGGCAUGCAGAACGGCGGCGAGCGACGCAUCACCGUCCCCGCAGCGAUGGGCUACGGCAAGAAGGGCGCGCCACCCGACAUCCCGCCCAACAGCGUCUUGCGCUCGACGUCAAGUGCGUCGGUGUGA
Molecule: messenger RNA, 1563 nt
Organism: Cyphellophora attinorum
Lineage: Eukaryota; Fungi; Ascomycota; Eurotiomycetes; Chaetothyriales; Cyphellophoraceae
Exons: 2
Coding region: 1-1563 (520 amino acids)
Cellular component (GO): chromatin; nucleolus
Molecular function (GO): peptidyl-prolyl cis-trans isomerase activity; macrolide binding
Source: RefSeq, a predicted model, not a curated record